UGUACAUUGCACCUGUCUCUCCCCAGCUUGAAAUAAUCUUCUAGCCAUCAAUUGUCCUUACUCUCCUUUUCGUGGUUAUUUUCUUUGCUCUCAUUGAUCUUGAUCAAUUUCGACAUAAUUUCGAAAAAUUCUUGAACUUGUCGUGCCAAAUUUUUAGACCCUCAUGGCACCACAUGGAGAGGCUAUUUCGAGCUCUUACUCCAACCCUGCUGCUAGCAAGGCCUUGGGUGCCUCCUCCAAGCCACCAAGGCUAUCGAACGACAACCUCCAUCGAUCCAAGUCAGACAUGUCGUUCGAGCUGAUGAAAGAGGCAGCGGCAGAUCACUUGAAAAUGUCGGCGGUGGCCCUCCCACCGAUAUCGGAGGUUGAGGACACCAAGUGCGAGUGCUGUGGCAUGAGCGAGGAGUGCACGCCAGAGUACAUAGAGCGGGUGCGCAAGAGGUUCUCAGGGAGGUGGAUAUGCGGGCUGUGCGCUGAGGCGGUGAAGGAGGAGGCGGAAAAGAAUGGCGGGAGGCGGGACGAGGCGUUGAUGACGCACAUGAGCACGUGUGCCAAGUUCAAGAAGAUCCGGGCGUACCCGGCGUUGUUCCAGGCCAACGCCAUGAGGGAGAUCUUGAAGAAGAGCUCCGUGAGGGCCAAGUCCCUAAGCCCUAGGGACCCGGAAGUACAAAAGAGAGUCGGUAUGAUCACGAGGAGUUCGAGCUGCAUUCCCGCCAUCACCAAGGACUUGAAUGACCUUAAUCUGGCCAACUGAAUUUUUCUUUCCGAGAAAGAAGAGGCUCUCUCUAGCUACAAAGAUCCAGAUUUUCGGUGUGCAUGGUUUCAUAUUUCAUCAACCAUGUGCACCAUUUAUUUAGGAUUUUGUGUCUAAGCUAACAAAGUCCUCAUGUAUCCGGCUGAACCCUACUUGUAAUGAUAACUUGGCGGGCAGCCCUUUCGUUGUUUACCUUCCAAAAUGAAGGUUUUUUGAGGUUGCUGUCCUUGUUAAGUUACUAAACCUUCAACUAGUCGAAAAUAGAGCAGACGUUUGAUGGUGCUUUAAGGUUACAAACGUGCCUUUUUUGCCCAUCUAGUGUAGCUGUAGCUGAUUUCGAUCUUUAUUUUGUAUAAGCCCUUUUUGUUUGAUUAGGAGCUGGUUGUCUAUCUGGUCAUUGACCCUUUUUGCUUUAUUCGUCGCUGUAUCAAAUUAAGAAUAUUAAUGUA
Molecule: messenger RNA, 1203 nt
Organism: Eucalyptus grandis
Lineage: Eukaryota; Viridiplantae; Streptophyta; Magnoliopsida; Myrtales; Myrtaceae
Exons: 1
Coding region: 164-754 (196 amino acids)
Source: RefSeq, a predicted model, not a curated record